Tilletiaria anomala UBC 951 is the source of this 843-nucleotide messenger RNA. RefSeq lists its product as uncharacterized. The record is from RefSeq and is a predicted model, not a curated record. The transcript is spliced from 4 exons. The coding region runs from base 84 to 728 and encodes 214 amino acids. Gene Ontology annotation, biological process: late endosome to vacuole transport via multivesicular body sorting pathway; vesicle budding from membrane. Gene Ontology annotation, cellular component: multivesicular body. NCBI's taxonomy places the organism in Eukaryota, Fungi, Basidiomycota, Exobasidiomycetes, Georgefischeriales, Tilletiariaceae.
CCCGAGAUGUGUUGAAGGCACGGUCAAGUCGGAUAGACCGGUAGCAAGCUACGCCACAGUUCAUCAAAGGGGGCAGGGCGAUCAUGAAUCGCCUGUUCGGAGGGUCAAAAGCUGCGGCAGCAAAGCCGACCCUGCAAUCGGCGAUUCUGUCCACCGAGCAGCGUGCAGAUGGCGUCGAAGUCAAGAUUCGCAAGCUUGAUGCUGAGUUGGGACGCUAUCGGGAUCAGAUGAAGAAGAUGCGGGAUGGUCCGGGGAAGACUGCCAUUCAGCAACGAGCGAUCAGAGUGCUAAAGCAGAAGCGCCUUUACGAAGGGCAGCUCGCCCAGUUACAGCAGCAAGCGUACAAUAUGGAGCAGGCGACAAUGACGACGGAGAACCUCCGGAAUACCAUGGCUACGGUGGACGCCAUGCAGACCGCAAAUAAGGAGAUGCGCAAAACGUACGGCAAAAUCGACUUGGACAAGAUCGAGCGCAUUCAGGAUGAUAUGGAGGACAUGAUCGAGCAGACCAACGAGGUGCAAGAAACGCUCGGGAGAAGCUAUGGCGUCCCAGACGAGAUUGACGAGGCAGACUUAGAGGCAGAACUCGAGGCACUGGAGAACGAGAUUGGCGAAGAGGAGACAGAGACGCCGUCGUAUCUACAAGAAGGCAAUAUGGCUUUACCGGACUUUAUCGACGAAGCGCCAGAAAGCGAGCGGCCUCAGAAGCAGACCGAAGCGGCAAUCUGACCCCCCCCCCCCAAACUGAGAUAUAUGGACUCUGCGACCUUAGGGGGAAGUUGGUUCGCCUCGAAAGUGGCAACUGGGAUGUUGUACUCUAGGCUGUCAUCUAUUGCUUAGUGAA